AUGACCGAAACAAUCGGACUUGAUUUUGGGACCUCCAACACCGUUGCGGUGGCGGCCCGGCAAUCUGCGACGCAGCCCGUUCAUUUUCAGGACAGGCAGGAGACAUUUACCUCCUUGCCGACAGUCCUGAGUUUUCUGGAUCGCGGCGCUUCCCGGGCGCUUCAUCCCGAAGUCGGCCCCUGGGCGAUCCGGCAAUUCCUGGAUAGCUUUGGCGAUGUCCGCUUCAUCCAGUCGCUCAAGACCUUCGCUGCCAGCCGUCUUUUCAAGGGCACGGGCGUCUAUGGAGUGCGUUUCGAAUUCGAGGACCUGAUGGCAACAUUCCUGCGCUGCGCCUUUGAGCGCGCCGGAACACGUUUCGAUCCCGCCGGUACCCGGCUGGUCGUUGGCCGCCCGGUUGAAUUCGCAGGUCACAAUCCGGACGAAACCCUGGCGAUGGAACGUUACCGCAGAGCAUUUCGCAAGGUCGGUUUUGAGGACAUUCUGUUCGUCAUGGAACCUGUGGGAGCAGCGUUUUCCUAUGCACAGUCGCUGGAAAGAGACACGACCAUUCUCGUGGCCGAUCUCGGAGGCGGCACCACGGACUAUUCCAUCAUGCGGUUCGAGACUGCGGCCGGGCACCUGAAGGCAACGCCUCUGGGGCGCGGAGGCAUCGGAAUUGCCGGAGACACGUUCGAUUACCGCAUCAUCGACAAUGUUGUCCUGCCGAAACUGGGCAAGGGAUCGGCCUACCAGAGCAUGGGCAAGGUCCUUGAGAUCCCGCCAAACCUUUUCUCCAACUUCGCCCGCUGGCACAUGUUGUCGAUCUUCAAGACGUCCGACGAUUUCAAGGAAAUGAAGAAGCUGCUGCGCUGGUGCCUGGAGCCGGACAAGAUCGAAAUGUUCAUCGAACUCGUCGACGAGGACCAGGGUUAUCCGCUCUACAAGUCCGUGUCCGAAACGAAAGCCAGGCUGUCGUCAGAUGACGAAGCGGAGUUUUCCUUCGCCCCUCUCGGUGCGGAUUUCCGGGCAAUGGUCUCCCGCCAGGAGUUCGAAGGCUGGAUCGCCGCUGACCUUGCCAAGAUGGACAAGGCCCUCGACGCAACGCUUGCAAAGGCGGGACUUUCUGAAAACGACAUCGACCGUGUGUUCAUGACGGGCGGAACCUCCUUCGUGCCCGCCGUCCGCCGCCAGUUCGCCAACCGGUUCGGAACGGAGAAGAUCUCCGGCGGCAACGAACUGACCUCCGUCGCCAACGGUCUGGCGUUGAUCGGCGCACGGGAAGAUGCCGCAGAUUGGGCAGUAGCUGCUUAG
Messenger RNA from Effrenium voratum, 1290 nucleotides. NCBI's taxonomy places the organism in Eukaryota, Dinophyceae, Suessiales, Symbiodiniaceae. The record is from the annotation of a GenBank genome assembly.